This is a messenger RNA of Ipomoea nil (Japanese morning glory), 813 nucleotides long. Its product is annotated as heavy metal-associated isoprenylated plant protein 6-like. Gene Ontology annotation, molecular function: metal ion binding. NCBI's taxonomy places the organism in Eukaryota, Viridiplantae, Streptophyta, Magnoliopsida, Solanales, Convolvulaceae. The record is from RefSeq and is a predicted model, not a curated record. The transcript is spliced from 2 exons. Bases 1 to 813 code for a protein of 270 amino acids.
AUGUCUCUCUCCUUGGUUGCUCCAACAACCUUUGCUCUGAAGCUAAAGAUCCACUGCAAUGGUUGCGAAAAGAAGCUGAAACAAAUGCUAUUGAAAGUGCAGGGAGUGCAUUCCAUUCGGGUGGAUGCAAAGCAGGGGCAUGUUCUCAUUACUGGCACGGUUGAUCCUCCCACGAUUCUCACGAUGCUGGAGAAGCUAGGGAGAAAAGCCGAGCUGCUGUGGGAGCAAGGCUCUCCCGCCCCUUCUCCCGCUUCUCCCACCACUGCCACGGAACGUGGUAAAGAUGUGGAGAUUGUAAUGCAAUCGUUGAAGGGGAUCAAGCCCCUGAGUUAUCAGGACAUCAUGGAAAACCCGGAACAGUUGUCUGAAAUUCCAGGGUUGCAAACUGUGGAGGUGACCAGCACAAUAAAGUUCAGUUUCAAGAAUGGUAGUGUUACAGAGAUUACCAGUACCCGGGAUGACAUGCAGUCUGUGCAGAGAUCUAAACCCCUCGUGCUCCCUCCUCCUAGCCCUCAUGGCCAUCACGCUUGUUGCUUUCAUGGCAAUGGAUAUUUCGGGAGUUGUGGUAUGAACAGCCCGAAUAACUACUGUCACUGGCAGUCACCGGGUGUAGCCUUUGGGGGCAAUGCUUCUCCACUAGGACCAGUCCCGCCAUGGGAAUUUGGUUUUCCAUCAGCACCUCCCGUGCCAUCUGAUUAUGAACCAUCAGCACGCCCAGCACCCUCACCGCCUCCACAGCCAGCACCGGUCAGGGCUAAUACAUACCCCAGCAUGUUUAGCGAUGAAAAUCCUAACAGCUGCACAAUUAUGUAA